This is a messenger RNA of Dermatophagoides pteronyssinus (European house dust mite), 935 nucleotides long. RefSeq lists its product as uncharacterized. Lineage: Eukaryota; Metazoa; Arthropoda; Arachnida; Sarcoptiformes; Pyroglyphidae. The record is from RefSeq and is a predicted model, not a curated record.
UUGAUUAUUCAUUAUCAGUGUGAUUAUUUUGUUUUCAAUUGUUUCAAGUGUGUUGUUUCAACAAAAAAAAAUUCCUAAAAAGCAAACAAAAUGAAAUCGAUAAAUAAACAUUCAAUAUUGGCCAUCAUAUUUGCCACCCUAAUGUUUACAUCAAUGUUUAUCGUAGAUGUUGAAGCGGGAAAAAAGAAAAAAAUUCUUGCCGCAUUAUUACUUGGUGCAGCAUUAGCUGCUAAACCAAAAAUUCUACCAAUUCCACUUCCUAUACCGAUUCCAGUCAAAGAAGAACAUAAAAAAUAUGUACCAGUUCCACAACCUUAUCCUAUUUAUGUUGAAAAAAGUUACCACGGCGGAUAUGGUGGUGGUUAUGGCGGGGGCUAUGAUGAUGGGUAUUAUGGCGGCGGAGGUGGUUAUGAUGGCGGUUAUUAUUAAGUUUAACCCGAAAAUUUCUAAUUGUGAAAAAACAUUGAUCAUUUCUCAUCGUCAUCAUCAUUCAUUCAUUCAUCUCGUUAAGCAUCUCGGUUACAUUGAAUUGUUUUUGUAUUUGACAUCAAAAUCUCAAUCAUCCAUUCAUCCAUUCAUUAAAUCAUUAUUGUGUAGCGUUUGAAUCAUUCAUUCAUCAUUUAUCAUCUAUAUCAGAACCCAUUUUGUUGCCGUUUUUGAUUUUUCCUAAUUCCUUUUAAUUGUCUUUCGUGAUCAGGAUAGAUCAUUGUGCAUUUGUAUAUCAUUACUUACCCACAAAAACCCACCAAAUCCAAUCACACUCACACAUUUACACUCAAACAAACAAAAUUCCUACUUAAAACCAAUCAAUUUCCAAUAGAUUUUCAUAUAAAUCGAUUGAACAUAGUGAAAAAAAAUAUAUGUCAAAACCACCAAAAAAAAACCCUAGUCUGUCAAAUUCCCCAAACAUGUCCAAAUUCAUAUCUGUGUGUUGU